Coprinopsis cinerea okayama7#130 is the source of this 315-nucleotide messenger RNA. RefSeq lists its product as hypothetical. Lineage: Eukaryota; Fungi; Basidiomycota; Agaricomycetes; Agaricales; Psathyrellaceae. The record is from RefSeq and is a predicted model, not a curated record. Gene Ontology annotation, cellular component: mitotic spindle; DASH complex. The transcript has 3 exons. Gene Ontology annotation, biological process: attachment of spindle microtubules to kinetochore. Bases 1 to 315 code for a protein of 104 amino acids.
AUGUCGACCCAGACAGCUGCAACCGAUAUCUUCACGAUAAAUCCAUAUGACGGUCACCCAAGUCUGACCCCGCUGGAGGCAGAGGUCCUCUGGGAGUACGCCAAGCUGGCCCAGCAUGUCAAAUCACUGUCCCAGAAAACUAAAACGUUACAUGAAGAGCCAGACCAGACGAUGCUUGUGAGAUUGAGGGUGUUGGAGAAGAAGAUGGGUUUGGUUCUAACUUUGUUCAAAGCCUCGGUGUGGGGUGUUAUCAACGAACAGCCAGCGCCAGAAGGUUAUUAUAACGAUUCAAAUGAAACGACAAUACAGCAUUAA